Molecule: messenger RNA, 660 nt
Organism: Dicrocoelium dendriticum
Lineage: Eukaryota; Metazoa; Platyhelminthes; Trematoda; Plagiorchiida; Dicrocoeliidae
Source: the annotation of a GenBank genome assembly
AACGGGAAUGGGCUGAUGGAUAAUCCCAAGUCCUAUGCCGCAGUCGCGAAUGCCAGCACCUCAGCAAAAGUGAGGAUAACCAUAGCUUAGAACAAAGCUUUGAAGACGAUGCCCUCACUCCCUAAGGUGAAAUCAAACACCCAAAACGCAGAACUAAAGCUCGUCCUAUAUGAAAUAGCGCAGCUUGAGCAACUGGUCAAAGAGUGGAAGUGUUCACAGAAGCCAACAUCACCGGGACGAAACAAGUGGCCUGCUCGCAACCGCUGCGUGAUAAUCACAAACGUCCUAGAAUCCAACAAUGAGACUUCAGCUGAAAGGUUACUCGACGACCAAGCCUUCCUUAGACAAAUGAUCUCCAUAUUGUUUGAUAAGAGUGAACAAGUAAUAAACCUAAUCUCUGCUUUUUGCCUUGGCAGAAAACAAGAGGACCUAGCCAAGUUUCGUCUUCUGAAAAUCGUCUGUCAGGCUGAAGAAAAAUGGCAGCCCAUCUGGGGAUGGAUCCCGCGCCUCAAAGGUGAAACCUCCUGCGUUCUGAAAGACUUCUCCUCAAAGAGCCAAGUCCGAAUGAGGCAAGCUGUCUACGAGCUGCGAAUCCGACGAGCAAAUGGAGAAACAGAUCUAUACAUAGUUGUUUUUCGCAUAGUAAGAAAAACUCGGAGA